AUGAGCCUCGCUCGAUUGAGCGCCCGCGAGCUUGCUUUAAACGCCGCGGCGGCUGCGGCCAUAUCAAGUCUACCUGAUUUGGACGAGAAGGAUGUCGACAAUCUAGACGACUCAUGCCCGAUAUGUCUUUUGAGCUUUCGGUCUUUGUUGGAUGGCACGGCAGACGAAGUACUCGGCGAAUCGAGCAUGGGCUUAACGAAGGUUGAGGCGUGCGGUCAUAUAUUCUGCAUGAAUGAUUUGGCAGAGUGGAUUCGAGGAAAGCACGGUACAUGUCCCGCGUGCAGACAUCCCUUUCUUCCCGAACUAUUGGCAACGGAGUCGGACGACGAGUCUUCAGACGGGGGAGAGUAUGUACCGACAGAGUACGAAGCCGACACCGAUAUGGAUACCGAUUACGAGGACGACCGUGAUGGAUUCUUCGGCAGCGACGGCGUUGACAUCGAGACUAUGGAGCUUGAGGACGACGCAUCGUCUGCAGUCAAUACGAAUGCGGUGAAUCACGAAAGUGCUGUCAUACGUACUCAGAGUCCCUACGUGCGACGUGUCGCGAACGAACCGAGGGCACAUAUCAUCGAAGAAUCCUGGUGGGACAGUGGGAGCGUGGACGGAGAACAUGAAUGGGGCUUGACGGAUGGCGAAUCAAUGAGCGCCAGCGAUGACGGGAUGUAUCACAGGGAAGAUGAUCAUCGUGACACCGAUAUUCAAGUCCGCCUCGACUCCGAGGGCGAGUACGCGUUGCAGGAAUCGGAGCAAGGUCCUACUUCAGACAAACCUAGCCCUCCAGCACAAUGA
Molecule: messenger RNA, 792 nt
Organism: Peniophora sp. CBMAI 1063
Lineage: Eukaryota; Fungi; Basidiomycota; Agaricomycetes; Russulales; Peniophoraceae
Source: the annotation of a GenBank genome assembly